Prorocentrum cordatum is the source of this 843-nucleotide messenger RNA. NCBI's taxonomy places the organism in Eukaryota, Dinophyceae, Prorocentrales, Prorocentraceae. The record is from the annotation of a GenBank genome assembly.
AUGGUCAAGGCAAAGAUCAUCAAGGUGCCUCGAGAGGACGAGAGCUCGUCGCGCCUGCUCAGCAUGAAGAAGAAGCUCAAGAAGACCCUGGAGAGCCCAGUGGACGAGACCGACGACGAGGAGAUGACGCCCGGCUCGUCUUCGCAGGUGCUGGAGGAACCAAUCGACUUCACCUUCGAAACGAUGGAUCAGGAGGACCUCAGCAUGCUUCUCUCAGGGGAGCUGGUCUUCACCAAAGGUCACCAGGCGUGGCGCAGGUUCGCUUUGAAGAUCAUCAAGUUCAUGACGCAGGUGAGUAUCAACCUCGCCAUGGCCAUAGCGGUGCCGCUGGGGUAUCAGAAGAAGGAGAUCCAGGAGGCGGCGAACCGCAAGUGGCUCGAGGAGCAGAGGCAGGCCAGGAGGAUGGCCAAGCGCGUCAAGGACGAGAUGCCCUACGAGCCGCCGACCUCGCACAUCAACCUGGGAAGCGCGCAGGGAUCGGGCGGAGCAGCGAAGACGGAGCCGCAACCACCGCCCGGACUUCGCUCCAAGGCGGGGCCAUCGGCACUGUCAGCGGUCAAGUCGCAUCCCCCCACGCGCAUCCUCAAGAGCGACGGCGCGCUCGAGAUCGAGGUGAAGGCCUCCAGUGCAGGUGGGGGCACGCGCAAGAGCGGCGCCAACUCCCAGAUUGAGGGCUCCGACUCUGGAGGGAGAUCCGCGAUCACCAGGCGCGAGUUCCAGAGCGAGAUGCAGAACAUGAUGAGGAACGUGAACGAGGCCAUCCAGAACGACAUCAAUCAGAUGGCAGGUGCGGCCUGGAUCAUCCCAGAGGGCGCCCAGAACCAGGACGACUUCAGUGGGUAG